This is a messenger RNA of Cyprinodon variegatus (sheepshead minnow), 5845 nucleotides long. RefSeq names its product transmembrane protein 2 (gene cemip2). The transcript has 24 exons. The coding region runs from base 294 to 4451 and encodes 1385 amino acids. Lineage: Eukaryota; Metazoa; Chordata; Actinopteri; Cyprinodontiformes; Cyprinodontidae. The record is from RefSeq and is a predicted model, not a curated record.
UGGUGGGGUUGGAGGCUGACUUUACGGAUGAAAGGCAGCCUAUCAGCAGAAGAAAAAAAAAAGAAACAUGUGGAAAAGGAGUAUAUAUAGAGGGAACGAGUAAAUCCCGAACGCUUUCCGGGCUGAUAGGUUUAUUUCAGCAGCUCGGUGGAUCUUUCUUCUCAUAUCGGUUCUCCAGAGAGCGAAUGGACUCAGCAGGACAACCGUAGACCUCAGCGUCCACUCCGCCGUCUGCAUUGUGUUCAACUGUUGGGGGUGGAAGAGGAUUCACCGGGUAAGCGGACAGGAAUACCAUGCCGACGAGUGAUUGCCCAGGCCGCUUCCCCGCAUUUGUGCCUCCGCCUCACAGCAGCCAUCAGAGGUGUCCAGGUUACGUCCCCGGACGGGUGGCUCCCGCCCGCCCGCCUACACCUGCCAAAGCUCCUCCACCUCCACCGUUCAAGCCUCACGUCCUGCGACUGGAGCAACGGACUACGCCCAGUUCGUCCGUGGAAAACCAGCGCAGGGAAACUCAUCUUAGCCUACUGCAAAGGAAGAACACUCUUAUCUGCUGCGGCUUCUCAUUGGGUGCUUUCUUUCUGACACUUAUUCUUGUCCUCAGUCUCACAUCUGGAGAGGAGUUCGAUGAGAACUGUCCAGACCAUCACCUAUCCCUAAGUAGCUGGAAUCCAGGCCACCAACCAACCAAAGAUAUUGUUGUCCGGAGAGGACACUUGUAUAGAUUGGAAUCUUCUGCCACCUUCCGUUCACUUACCAUUCAGUCAGGAGGUCGAGUAGUUUUUGCUGACAAUUCGGACGGCAGCAGAAAUAUAACCUUAAGAACACAUCACAUCCUUAUUGAAGAUGGUGGCGCCUUUCAUAUUGGUUCACCAAAAUGUCGGUAUCGGUCCCGUGCCACAAUUGCCCUAAUUGGUCGCUCGGACAACAAAGCUGUCCCCGAGGUGCCCAUCCUGGGUCGCAAGUUCAUCGGCGUCAUGGCGGGUGGAACUCUAGAGCUGCACGGCACAGAGCGGGUUUCCUGGUCUCUGCUGACCAGAAGCAUCCCCGCAUCCGGGCUUGCCACCGGCGGUUAUGCCUUCGAGAAAAACUUCAGCCGAGGGAUCAACUUCCGAGUGUUUGACCAGGAUACAUCUGCACUGCUGCACGAGGAACGCUACGAUACACACGAUUCCCGUAAUGACAGCCGGAGACUUACCCAGCAGCUCCGCUCUCUGCCACCGGGCCGCAUAGUCGCUCUGGCUGUGGGGGACUCCGCGGUCAAGAGCCUGCUGGAGGAAACCAAGGCGGCCUUUAAAGAGGUCCUUGGCAGCAGAUUUGCCAGUGAUCUCAAAUACAGGCAGGCGUGGGCUUUGGUUUCUGUGGUUGGCGGUGGCAACGAGUCGUGCUCGGAGGAUGUGAGGGAACACGAAAACCUUAACACAGGUGGAAGAGCUCUUGCAAGUCGCAGUUUCACCACUGUGGAGGGAGUGAACUUCUCAGUGUCGGCCUACAGCGAGUGGAAGAAUGGCUACCCCAUCAUGGGCUUCCUGGUAGACGCUGCAGACCAGGUGGUGCUUAACCUCCAAGAUGAAGUCCAGCAGACCUGGAAACCAGGUGAUAAUAUUGUGGUGGCCAGUACAGACUACUCCAUGCACCAGGCUGAAGAGUUCACCCUGCUACCCUGCCCUCAGUGUACCAGCAGGCAGGUCAGGAUACAAGGGAAGCCUCGGUACAAUCAUGUUGGUGAGAUCAUCGAUGGAGUCGACAUGCGAGCUGAGGUGGCUCUGCUCUCCAGGAACAUUCUCAUCUACGGAGAAAUGGAAAGCUCUUGCUAUGGAGACAACCUGUGCCAGUUCUUCAACCACGACACCUUUGGAGGUCACAUCAAGAUCCUUCGUAACUUCUCAUCGGUGCAUCUGUCCCAUGUGGAGUUAAAAAACAUGGGCCAGCAACGAGUAAGAGGCAGCUACCCGCUUCACUUUCACAUGUGUGGGGAUGUUGACCAGAAGGGUGGCUACAGGGAGCCGACGUAUGUGGACGGAGUUUCCAUUCACCACUCCUUCUCCCGCUGCCUCACCAUCCACACCACCAACGGGCUGCUGGUGCAGAACACAGUGGGGUAUGAUACGUUGGGUCACUGUUUUUUCCUGGAGGACGGAAUUGAACAGCGGAACACUUUCUACCACAACCUUGGCCUCCUGACUCAGCCUGGGACUCUGCUGCCAACAGACCGCAAUGAGACUCUGUGCACCAGUAUCAGGGAUAAAGUCUACAAGGGCUACACUCCUUCACCAAGUACAGAGUGCAAGGCAGUCUCAACAUUCUGGAUCGCCAACCCCAACAACAACCUGAUCAGCAAUGCAGCUGCUGGCUCUCAGGACGCUGGAAUAUGGUUUGUGUUCCACAGCUCUUCCACUGGAGACUCUCAUGGGCUGGUACCAGAGACCAAGGCAGAGCUCACUCCUCUUGGGAUUUUUUAUAACAACCGUGUGCACUCUAACUUCAAGGCAGGGCUGUUCAUUGAUAAAGGAGUGAAGACUACGAAUGCCAGCGCUGCUGAUCCCCGGGAAUACCUCUGUCUAGACAACAGUCCAAGAUUUCGACCCCACCAGAAUGCUGACCCCAGUCAACCUCGAGUGGCCGCAGUCAUUGACUCUCUGAUCUCAUUCAAGAACAAUGACUUGGGAGCAUGGAUACGAGGGGGAGACAUUAUCAUCCAGAACUCUGGCUUUGCAGACAAUGGAGUGGGACUGUCUUUUGCCAGUGAUGGCAGCUACCCUAAGGAUGAAGGGUCCAGCCAGGAGGUGACACAGUCCCUGUUUGUUGGGGAGAGCCGAAACAGAGGCACCAACGGAGGACAGAAUAAAUACUGGGGGAUGGGAGGAACUGACGGAAAGAUGCGGACACUGCCAAGAAACAAGACUUUCCCAAUCCGAGGUUUCCAGAUCUAUGACGGUCCAGUGCGUGUUACCCAGAGUACGUUUCGAGGUUUCAUCCCUACACUGGAGCGCUACACCAGUGCAGUUGGCUUCAACUUGAAGAACACUUGGCAGCUGACCCCACGAAACAACCUGUCCCAGCUCAGCUUCCACCCUAAUGUGGCUCUUCGAGUGUUCUUCGGUCGUCCUGGACAGUGGUUCGAUGAAAACGACCUGGAUGGGGACAAGAACUCAAUCUUUCAUGACUUGGACGGGUCAGUAACGGGUUACAGAGAUGCGUAUGUCGGCAGAGCAGACAAUUAUCUAAUCCAGCAUCCCGACUGUCAGAAAAUUCCCCGGUGGAAUGGAGUCAUCUGCAGCGGGCGCUAUUCUCAGGUCUACAUUCAAACAUGGGGAGCCCCCAGCCUGAGUUUGUCUAUCAACAGAGAUGAAUACCCUGACGCACCUCUGGUGCUGAGAGGGAUUAACAGCCAGGGGGCGUCAUCUCAACAAUACCAGCCUAUCCUGAUGAUGAGCAAGAGCUACACUAUGCACUGGAAUGGACCUGCGCCCAGAGAGGUCGUCCUCUCUCUCAUCAAUUUUGAUAGAGAUGACUGGGUUCUGGUUGGACUCUGUUACCCAUCAGACACAACGUUUCAGAUCAUGAGUGACAUCUAUGACAGGCAGAGAAAUACAUUUGAUGACAUUGUUGAUUAUGGCCCCGUUUCCUCGCUGGCCCAGCUGAAGUCCACAGAAAGAAAGUACUUCUUUGACCAACCUGUUGGCUUACUGUGGUUUUACCUCCGAGCCCGGCAUGGACGGGAUGGCCACAGCUACUGCUCAACCAAAGGCUGCGAAAGAGUAAAAAUCACAGCCACUACAUCGUCCAAACAGACCUGCAACUGUACCGCUAAGGCCUAUCCCAAGUACUCCAAGCCCCCCUCAGCUGUGGUGCCUCUGCCAGCUCAAAACACGCAGCUUUGCAAAGACUGUGGGGCUGAGAAGAUGGUGUUUUCUAGUGAGCCUUGGAUGUCCUACCUUCACACACAAGUUAAGUCUUUAAGCAGCAAAGAGAAAGGACAUAAUGACUCCUUUAUUACUGUAAAUGAGGUUACCAUGCAAUUUUCUCAGACUGGGUUUUUCCUGGUCUCUGUGGAUGCCUGUUCGGGAAAAGUCACCAAAAAAGUCUCAUUUAAGAAGGUAGACACAAAGAUGAAACAGUUUCUAAAAACAGGAAUCCCAAAGCGGUCAAUAGUACUCUUAGCAACACGAGGUCAGCCUGAGGGGCUGGUGGACGUGGCUCCACUUCUGAUUUCUUUUGGUUUUGCUAAAGCUGCUGAUCUGCACAAAAAAGACAGCCUUGCAAUGUGGGGAUUCCUGGGUUCUUCUCCGCCUCCUUCGUGGGUUUCGCUCCAAACUGGAGAAGAGGACAACACGUUGGGGCUGCAGGAGCGCUACCUGCCCCUGGGUUUGGAGAGUUACGGCUGUUCGCCACUUGCAGCUCAAAAACGCAAAGACCUUGAGCUUCUGAAAAAAGCCACAGGACAACACUAGCCAAUGUGAACACUUCAACCUGCCAAGCCAAAAAAAAAAAAACUUGCACACGAACACACAGCCAGUUGAUGAAUGUGAACUGCUGAACUCUUAAUUUAUUAACAGACAAGUAUGUUUACCUGUAUGGAGUGGGGAAAAGGAGUGAUGAUAUGAGCGGGGUAAAUAUUUUAUUAUGAUUUUGUUUGGAGGUGUGUUAGUAUUGGCCUGUCUUGGGGCCUUUUUUUUUUCUUUUAAGUCAAUGCACUUUUGUUUUAUAGAUCCAUCAGCCAAAGCUUUAACAAGUAACAAUUUCUUUUAUCUUUGACCUGAUGAACUAAAUCGGCUUGUUAUAGCCAACAAUAAACUUUUAUCAGCAGGUGCAAAAUAAAAUGGUAAAUGAAAAACACCAAGGGGAUUAGGUUCUCAGAAACCUAAAGGAAAUUCUGCAAAAAAACUAUUGUACCUGAAAGUAGACAUUGAUCAAACUUGAAAUGUAAGUACAAAGCGAUGUUAGUCCAGGUUAAAGCCUGUAGUGUAGGAAAUCAAAGCCAGUGGGUUAGAGGUCCUAGCAUAUGACAAGACAUGAAAAUGAACAAUGAUACUCCAAUCUGCAAUAAGUUUUCUACCUGAAUUUUAACUGGAAAACCUCUCCUGAUUAUUGUGCAGCUGAAAGAUUUUAAGUUUUAAGCACCUUUGUUUGGAUUCCUACUUGGUAUUACUGGAGCUUCUUUUUCAUGUUUUAUUUAACCUUUCACAGUGAAAAUGUCAGAAGAACUUUGCUUUAUCUGCAGCACAAAAAGAGAUUACUUUUCCUCAUUUAUUUUCUGAACAGAACUGAAUGUUUUACCAGUUUUCUGCCUCAUUCAUUACUAUUUUAUGUACAUAAUUACCAAAACAGAUUGACAAAAUAUAACUGAAUUGUUGAAGCAUACUGGGCAGCCUUAGUGAGCAGAAAUGCAUACAGAUGUGAUACCUGCUGAGUUGUAUACAGCUGUACUUUAGGAUGAUGUAUUCUUUAUGGAUGUGACCGACCAGGGCUUCCCCCACUGAGUGUUGAGAUGUUUCUGUUCAUGACUGAUUGUGUGACAGUCUGAGUAUAAUAAUAACCGUGUUGCCUUUUAACCACUGUACUGUUAGAAUAUAGAAGAAAAAAUGGAAGAUAUUUCUGUUUCUAGCCUUUUGUUCAGCUGAUGCGUUUAAGCUGUACGAACCAGAUAUUUCGUUCUGACUAAAGAAACCUUGUAAAUAUUAUUCUGUAAUUGUACUGUAGAAAUGUUAAGUCAUUGUUGUAUUUACUGUCCUAUUGCUUUUUUGGUCAUCUGAUGAGUUAUUGUACAUUUUAGAAUUCGACAUAAAUAUUCUUCCAUUGUUAUAAGUUUUACAGUCGAAUAAAGAUAUGUGCCUUUUGGUAAAAG